GUAAAAAUGAACAAAGAACAACAAUUUGAAGAAAAUUGAUCUGAUGAACUCCUUGAUGAGCAUGUCCUAGUCUCUAAAGUUAGGAAGUUAUCUCAUCUAGAAGAAAAUAUGGCAAGGUCACCAUUUCAUAAUGAAAUAGCCUUUAAUAAGGCUUAUAAAGCGUUAACGGUACGUGUUCAAAGAGAUGCUUCAUACAAUCUAUCUGAGAGUAAACAAAGCGAAGAAGUGGCUCCCCUUCGAAAUCCAAAGAAACUUAAAUCAGAAAUGCUUCCUCCUAAAUGUAAAAUUCAGAACGACAUCAAGAAUUUGCUUCACCAAGUCAUAGACAUUCGUGAGAAAUCCCACCGCUCUCCUGAUUUCUCCUUUAACAAAAGGGCAGUAAAGCGAGAUGGAAAUAUGAGAAGGAAGGCAUACGCUAGAGAAAUCACGAUGAAAGAUAACAGCAUAGUUUACAAUAUUCUUAUAGGCCCAUUGAUGAUACUGACCGAAUAGGUAGCAGCAUCUCAAUAAACUUCAGCAAGAACUAGCGAUGCUGAAACUAGUAGUUUCAGACCGUAUACUCGUUUGAUAUUCUUUCUAGACUCAAAACUUUGCUCAGUCUCUUCAGCAGUUAUGUUCCUCAUUCAUGAAUCAAAAAUAAAUUUAUGAAAUAUUCGAAGUUAUUCAUUGCUUAAAACAUGAUUUAUCUUCUAUUUUGAGAGGGCAUUUUAGGAUGGGUACCUACCUACUUUGGGCAUCGUGCUACUAGGUCUCCUCAGAAGCAGGCUUAAGGGAUUUAGAGUAGAGGAUGGAGGGAGUCUGAUAGAGAAGGAGUUGGGGAGAAUAUGGGGGUUUUGGGAGUUUAGAUUCAUGGAUUUUUUAAAAUUUUGAUGUUUUAGUGAGUAUUUAUAAAGGAGAUAGCAAGGAAAUUUUAUGAAGAAAACCGAAAUUCUGGGGAUUUGGUAGAAAUUUGGAGUUUUAUUUAUUCUUUUGAUAAGUAUAAAGCAUUAUUGAAGCAAGCAAAUAUAUAUACAAGGCUCCUCUGUCCUCCCAUGCAUUUUAGAUAUUUUACUAGGAAAAUAUAAAAAUUUAUUAUAAAAUUCGAGAAUCAAAUGAAUCAAAAAUUGCUCUUUUCUAUACUAAAAUAACUUAAUUUUUAAUUUUAUAGGAGAAGUAAAAUUUUGAUUCAUAACAGCAUCAAGAAUUGUCAAUCUCUAAAUCUUAUAAGCAAUUAAAUUUAUAUUGAAUUAAAACUGUUGUCCUUACUCUUGGCAUGAACACCAAGCUCAGAAAUAAUGCCUAUCUUAUGGCUGUUGCUCAAUCGACUUUAUGAAAGACUUGAAAUAUUUG
Moneuplotes crassus is the source of this 1329-nucleotide messenger RNA. Lineage: Eukaryota; Ciliophora; Spirotrichea; Euplotida; Euplotidae. The record is from the annotation of a GenBank genome assembly.